GCUGUGGCUGAGUACCAUCAGGAGCAGGAUUCUGGAUUCCAGGAGCAGCGAGCCCUGGCAUAUGAGGCCCGACGGAGGAGGCUAGAGGACUUGGCCCAGCACAUCGCCGAGGGCCGGGCCAGGAAACAGCGGGCACCUCGGGAGGCUGAGCAAGGAGAGGAGGGAGAGCCCCAGCCCCCUUUCCCAGAAACUGCAAUGCUAGUUCAGCUGCCCACAGCCCGCCCCAGAUCUGCCUGGGCCAGGCCCCUGGACUGGCACCAGCCUUCCCCAGAUUGGCCCUACGCUGGAAACCCAGGGCAUGAGCUGCGGUAUCGAGUCUACAAGGAUCUGUGGGAGAGGGGCUACUUCCUUACUUCUGGGGGCAAGUUUGGGGGUGACUUUCUGGUCUAUCCAGGUGACCCCCUUCGCUUCCAUGCCCACUUUGUGGCCCAGUGCUGCACCCCUGGGAACCCCCUCCCACUGCCAGACCUUGUUUCUGCUGGCCGUCUUGGGACCAACGUUCGAAAGACUCUGCUUCUGUGCUCCCCUCUGCCCAAUGGCUCUGUGGCCUACACGUCUCUGCAGUGGGCUGGCCUGCCGUGACUGGCGAAGGGUUGGGGAAGGAACCUUUCUUGGAACCAUGGGCCCAGAGCUCCGGAGGGACCCCUCCUCAUUGAGGCUCUGCCCCUCUGGGGCUCCUGUUCCCUCAUCUAUAACUCAGACAUCAUGCAUCUGCCCAUGCUGGAUACCAUGGAUAACCCAAGCCCCUAGUGCUGGGGAAGGAGAGUGGAGGGCCACUGCUUAUUUCAGAGGAAUAAAAACUGGCCAAGUGCUGGAGCCUGG
Messenger RNA from Gracilinanus agilis (Agile Gracile Mouse Opossum), 822 nucleotides. It is a transcript of the gene TSEN34, whose product is annotated as tRNA splicing endonuclease subunit 34. The record is from RefSeq and is a predicted model, not a curated record. The annotation marks the transcript as partial. The transcript has 3 exons. Gene Ontology annotation, biological process: tRNA-type intron splice site recognition and cleavage; tRNA splicing, via endonucleolytic cleavage and ligation. Gene Ontology annotation, molecular function: tRNA-intron lyase activity; nucleic acid binding. NCBI's taxonomy places the organism in Eukaryota, Metazoa, Chordata, Mammalia, Didelphimorphia, Didelphidae.